GCCAUGCCCGAAUGGGAGGAGCCGCAAUGGGCUGAUGGGGCGGGGCAUCUGCAAGCCUGGUCGCCCUCUGUGGCAGGAAAGGCGGAAGACCUUCCUUGUGGAACUUCAACUCCCCGGGUCCAGUGGCGGCUCCAAACUGCGUUAAUUCUGCCGUGUAGACACGCGCGUGGACUCUGGUGGAUCUCUCGCUCUACUCAGCCCGGGGCUGAUGAUGGAAGGAGCCAGCAAGUCCCCAGGCGGGGCCAAAGGGCCGGACAUGGCGGAGCAGGAGGAGGACAAGGAGGAGAAAGAGGCGCACGACCCUGUCCGGGAGACGGUCCUCAUCACCGGUGGAGCCGGGUACUUUGGCUUCCGGCUGGGCUGCUCCCUCUCCUUGAAGGGCGUGGACGUGGUCCUGUUCGACGCAUCGGAGUCCCCCCCAGAGCUGCCUGAAGGUGUGCGUUUUGUGCGCGGCGAUGUACGCUUCCCCUGCGAGGUGGAGCAAGCACUCCGAGGGGUCACCUGCAUCUUCCAUGUUGCUUCCUUCGGGAUGUCCGGGCGGGAACAGCUCAGCUGGAAGCGCAUUGAAGCCGUAAACGUGGGUGGGACACGCAACGUCCUCUGUGCAGCCCGAGAGGCAGGGGUCCCGCGGCUGGUGUAUACCAGCACCUACAACGUGGUCUUUGGGGGUCAGGUGGUGCACGGUGGGGACGAGUCCUUGCCCUACCUCCCCCUACACCUGCACCCUGACCACUACUCCAGGACCAAAGCCCAGGCCGAGAUGGAAGUUCUGGGUGCCAACGGGACACCUCUGCGGGGGGCUGGCCGGGGGGUCCUGCGUACAUGUGCCUUGCGACCAGCCGGCAUCUAUGGCCCUGGAGAGCAGAGGCACCUGCCCAGAAUUGUCCGUUAUGUGGAGCGGGGAUGGUUCCGGUUUGUGUAUGGAGACCCCGAGAGCCAGGUGGACUUUGUGCACGUGGAUAACCUGGUGCAGGCACACAUCUUGGCAGCAGAGGCUCUGGGGCCCAGCAAGGCGCACCGAGCAGCUGGACAAGCUUACUUCAUUUCCGAUGGCCGGCCGGUCAACAACUUUGAGUUUUUCCGGCCACUAGUGGAAGGCCUGGGCUACCCGUUCCCCACGCUCCGCCUUCCCCUCUCCCUGGUCUACUUCUUUGCAUUCCUGACAGAAAUGCUUCACUUGGCAGUGCGGCACUUAUACAACUUCCAGCCCCUGCUCACGCGCACCGAGGUCUACAAGACCGGUGUGACCCACUACUUCAGCCCAGACAAGGCCAAGAGGGAGCUGGGCUAUGAGCCUCGGCAGUACAGCCUUGAGGAUGCGGUUCAGUGGUUCUGGUCCCGUGGCCACGGGCGGAGGGUGGGCAGUAAUGCAGCAUCAAAGCACUGGCUCUGGUGCACGGCGGUGCUGCUCGCCUUGGCUGUGGCGGUCAUCCUUUCGUGGCUCCCAAGGGCUUAAAGCCUCCAACAGAACGAGGAGAUACUAGCGUUGAUGCUGAUUCUUUGAUGUCAAGCUACCUUGAGUCCCCUUCAGGGGAGAUAAAGCAGGGUGUAAAUAAAUAUAAUAAUAAUAAUAAUAAUAAUAAUAAUAAUAAUAAUAAUAAUAAUAAUAACAGCAUUGCCCAAUCCUGUUGGGUCUUUGCAAUGGUGCCAAAAUACAAAUACAGGCUGAGCGGCCCUCAUCCUAUUCUUAUGACAUUGAACGUUUG
Anolis sagrei ordinatus is the source of this 1706-nucleotide messenger RNA. RefSeq names its product short chain dehydrogenase/reductase family 42E, member 1 (gene SDR42E1). Gene Ontology annotation, biological process: steroid biosynthetic process. Gene Ontology annotation, molecular function: 3-beta-hydroxy-Delta5-steroid dehydrogenase (NAD+) activity. The record is from RefSeq and is a predicted model, not a curated record. NCBI's taxonomy places the organism in Eukaryota, Metazoa, Chordata, Lepidosauria, Squamata, Anolidae.